GCAGCCUUACACACUUACUGCACCUUCUAACACCGUGACCCGUUGCGCGCUCGCCUAUGCGGGACCAGCGCCCUGCUCUUCCUCUCUACGAGUCCAAGCCUCCGGCCUGGCUUCCCAAAGCUCACGAAUCGGGGGACUUGGGUCAGCAUCCCGGGCUUACCGCUGCGUCACCACUGAUCGGGCUCUUAGGGUACACGGGAUUCUACCCACCCCGACCAGGCAAAGAUGAAGACGUGUUGACCGCAGAGAACGUCAGAAAUGGAUACACACUCCCUCCGCCCGUCACGGUCGACCGAUUCAGCGCGAAGGAGGUUGUUCAUGAGGGGAUCCGCACUGUCUCUGCACUGUCGAAGUUGGAGGAGCUCAUGAACGAGUUGUUUUCCCGCAGGGCGAGCUGUCUGCCGCCAAUUCCACAGUCCACAUUCCGCAUGCCGUCGCGCGUCUUUCUCAACGACAGCAAACGCAAUCAGUGGAUAAGUGACUUGGGGAACAAUAACUUCCCACUCCAUAAACUGGGCAAGAGCGUCCCAGGAGGUGUCAAGCCGCCUGAGCUGUUUGAUCUCUUGCAGAGAAACCACGUCGCGACACACAGAGCCAUUUGGUUUCUGCGAGUGCUCGGUACGGCAGAAACGGCAGGUCUCCGCAACAAGCCAUCAUACGAUCCGACCCAGUACAGCAUCGAAUGGACCAACGUCAUGACUGGGCAUUUGAAGAAGCAGCUCACGGAGAUCGCUCUGCCCAGCGCACCCCGGCCAGGUCUGAACAUAAAGCAAACAUUCAAAGGGGUGCUUGCUGAGCAAGAGGGACGGGACAAAUGGAUCGGCCGUUUCGUAUACACGAUCGAUCUUCUGCGGCCCUCGUACUCGGAAGGUCUGCUAGACAGUCGGACUUUCUUGGUCUGGCUUGUGCAGCAAAUGAGCGUGUCGAAUCUGGCGCAGAUCGCUUUUCUCGUGAGACUGACGGACGAAUAUCUGGAUGCGAUCCUGAAGAACCGGGCUCUGGCCCGGCCUCUGAUCGACGCUUGUCUCGCAAAGUUGAACGAGAUCCACGUGAGCUCGAUGCACGAUUUUCUGGGAAACACCGAGGUUCUGCUCAAGAUCGUACUGCAGCGGCUUUGCCUGUCGCUGCCUGAUGCCUUUGUGAGCCCUUCAAUGUGGCUGACGCACAGCCAGCUCCUGUCGGAUGUUCUGUGUGAGGACGUGAUGGACUAUCACACCGAAGCCCAUGCGAUACAGAAUUCGCAGCAAAUCUUCCAACUUCUGCAAGAGAAUUUGGAGGAUAUCAAACGGAGGAACGAGGCCAUGCUCUUUAUCAAUCUUCCCUCCAAUGUCUCUGCGCGAUUGAGGACCGUCGUUUCGGAUGUUCAGCUCCUCAACUCGAUAUCGAGCAAGACGGAUAUGGACGCAGUUGCGUACUUCUCGACGGAUCUCACAGACGACGCUGCUUUCGUCGAGAAGCUACAAAUGCUGCUGACGUGGAGUGUGACUCCACUGCAGUUUGGGGACCACCGGCCGUUUGCCGCUGUGACCAUUAUCCGCAACUGGAGGAAUAAAAUCGGAGACCGGGCUACGAGACGCGACUUUGCCGGCCCCGAUGAGCUGAUCCAAGACCAGUUGUUUGACUGGCUAGACGCGUCAGAUGUGGCACGUGAUGCGCAGAACCUGGGUCCGAUCGUCAAUCUCUACGGCAAGCUCGUGAAAGAGGACGUCUUUUCUUACGCGAACUACGUCCAGCGUCUUGUUGCUCGUGGUGAGCCGGGACUGUUGUUGACGGACGUUGAAGGCACACGACACCGUGAUUUCCUUCGCUGUAUCCCGAUCCAUCACUCCACUUCGUCUCUGACUUCCCAGCGCAAAGUUAUUCUGUACGGACCGCGCGUGAGAGAGACGCCCGAAGACGUGCAUGAACGUCAAAUACGCAAAGAGAUCAGGGCGCUGUUGCCAGAUCUGUUCAAUAAUGACAUGCCGCCGAAUUUCCCUAUCACUGUGUCGGACUUGCUUCUGCAGUGCCCGAGCUUGCUGUUGGCGCCCCGGUUCGAACAAUCGCGAGUGUUUCGUCAGUGGCUGCUGAGCAUCGUGCAAAGACGCUUGGUCGAAGUGUCCCAGAAUCAUCAACGAACGACGCAACCGGCACUGGUCAACUGGUUUUCCGUUUGCAUCGAGCUUAUGACUCGGACCAAGUGCUUUCAUUCGGCACUCGAGCUCAUCAUCUGUGCACUGGAACACGCGGCAACGGCUGAUCUGCUCACUGCCGUGAUCGACACGCUGCGCCAGUUCAUUUGCAUCUGGAAUUGUAUGAAUGCAUCUCCGAGGAUCGUCGACGCUUUGUAUUCGGCACAUCAGCGCUGGAAGAAAGCAGGCAGUGGAGAGUUCCGGGCGCUGUUGAAUCUGCUGCUGGAGAUGGACAACGACCGCUAUCUCGAUCAAGAAGCCCGCGAUAGCAUCAUAGCCGACUUUGGGUCUCUCACUCAGGCACUCCGGCCGUUCUCAGAUCCACGGGAUGGCGACUGCGUUCCAGACGUCCUUCCUGACAUCCUGCUUCUCGUCAACGACGCUGCCGAAAACUCUGCGGCUGAUCUGGCCAGCAAUCUCUGGAUGAAAUACCGCACGUCGACGCACUGGGCUUGGAAAGUCUGGGAUAACACCGUGGCCUGCAUCCGACAAAUCCCGCUCAUCGUCGGCGACCCGGACAAGCGGCGCGAGUGCGCCGUCAGAUAUGGCCACUUCCUCACUCACGUAGACCAGCACGUGCCGAAGGGACUCGAUGACCAAGUCCUCCAAUGGCUACUGGGACCCGGCAAGAACGAAAUUCCGACGUUCGACGAAGACACCUGGGAUAUCCUCAAUGUCGUGUUCCUGCACCUGUCUGUCCACGGUGCGCUGCAGACGACCACCAUCCUACGAGGACUGGUGUACCCGUCCUGGCAGCUGGCAGCUUCUGCAGCCACCGCCGAGGAAGGAUUGAAUCGACAAGUGCUCUUGCGUUCCGUCAAUUCUCUUUUCCAACAGCUCCUCCUGCAGGAGGAAAAUCCCGGCCAGCUGGACAUUCUCGACUUCCAGCGGAUACAGACCAGGCGCCAGGCGGUGUACCAAGAGCCUUACUUCCUGGAAUUGGUCGCGAGCAUCCCUUUGUUCGUCGCGUUGGAGAAUAACAUCAACCUGCAUCGGAGCCUGAAGAAGGACGUCGAGUCGCUGAGGCUCGCGUUGUCCAGGCACGAGGCCUUCCGGCAGGGGGCUUUCCGCAAUCUCGAUGCCAUCAGGGAACAGUUCGAGCAAUCCCUGGCCGACGGGCAAAACGAUGAACACCGGGCCAAGUCGGUUAUGAGUGCAUUGAGGGUGCUGCUCUCGGAUUCGAUGGACGCCGAUACAGCGGAGCUGUCGAGCUGGCCGGACGUCACCAGCAUGCUCAGUCCGUGGAAGCUGGCUGCUACGUCGAUCCAACUCCAGUUUCUUCUCAGGCAGAUGGGCCGAGCUCUCUCGUGCGAGGGAACGCGAGCCAUCACACAGGCGAAUCUCGACAAGCUUAUUUUGGUGAUCUUCCACCAUCAGAUGUCUUCUGAGGAGGCCUAUUUUGUAGCCCAGAUGGCUAGAGGCACCGAAGGUGCUGUCGCUGCGAAGUUCAUCAAUAACGGACUGAAGACGGUCACCGGGCUGUUGCAAGACCCGACCACAAAAUCACUUAGCGAGAGUUUCGAGCGGGCCGGAGAACUACUGCGCGUUAUCGCCUACGUCGCAGAGCCGCUCCGGUCACCGGGCGCUCAGCUUCCCGCGCUCGACGCCACAAUCCAGGGAAACUUCUUCCAGGUCUUGCACGAUAAGUUUGCCGAAAUCGAACGCUGUCUCAGCCAGGAUGAAGACAGCCCCGAGCUGACGCAGGUGGCCAUUUCUCUUUCGCGCUUCCUGCAGUUUCAUCUUGGUUUCCACUUCUCCUGGACGCCAAAGAUCAAGGAGCUGAGUGUCGGGCUUUCCGGGACAAUCCUCAAAUUGGUGAUACUCCACGGAAGUGGUCCACUGCUCGAUUUGGGAGCAUACUCUCUGCUCAUUGACACGCUCUACUACCUGCUUGAUGAACUUGCUCAGAACGCGAAGCCAUCCGACGCGUUCGAUCCCUUCUGCUACUCGCCACACGUUCUGCCCUCGGAUAUCCCGCCCGACUUCCCGCGGCAGUACAGAAACCAGAUCCAGGCUCUGCUGCGACACCUAGCGCCGACGGCGAUUGUAUCCCAUCUUGCCACGGCAUAUCCCGAUGCGUCGGGUGCACUGGUGCCCGACGCGCCGGUGAUGAACCGGCCGUGGGAGUGGACCGAGCACAUCGGCGAGCCCCCCGCCGAGGACGAGGGCCACCCCGCAGUGAAGAACUCGGGCUCGCUGUCGCUCGAGUUCUUCGGCGCCCACAUCACCGGAGACCGCAUCACGACCGAGCACGAUCCGAGGAUCCAGGCGAAUCUGCGCACGUUCGAGGACAGCUUGUCCGUCGACAGCGUCUUCAUGCGCGACUUCCGAGAGUCGCGCGUCGAGCCUGAUCCGGCUCCUAUCACCCGCCCCAAGGCAGCCGACGGCCUGGCUGGGAUGAUCCCAGCUGCUGCUGCUGCCGCGAGUGGCUCCAAGAUCCCGAAUCCGUCCGCAAGGCGGGUGUCGCCGGCACUGUCGGUCGUGUCCCGCUCGUCGGCCGCGCAUGCGUCUGUCCGACCCAGUCCCGGCCAAUCCUCGCUGUCGAUGUCCACCAUGGGCGACGCCGAGAGCUCGUCGCGGUCGUCGUCCCGUCGUCCGAGCCUGAAGAGGAAGGCCAGCGAGGAUGCCCAGCUCUCUGCAUCCGCGAAACGCGCCAAGCCGAAGCUGCCCGUUCCCAAGCCGAAAGCAAAGAAACGGUGAUUGUUUCUCGUAUAUAGGUGGUCUGUAUUUAUACCAUACAAUGUAUCAUAAUUAUGUAUGUAUGCAAUAAUAAUGUAUUUCAUCACUCCUUGCCAAAGAAAGAGUCGAAGGGACCCUUGGAGGCCACCGCACGGCCUUUGCCUCGACGGCGGGCCUCCUUGGGGUCCGACUGCCCGAUAGCAGCAGCUAGUGUGUGAAUGAGCGCUUUCAGCGCAAAGUCUUCCGUCGGCUUCGACUUCAUGGCCUUUCGACAACUCGGGCAUGUGUAUUGGGGCUGAGAAGUCUGGUGGUGCUGGGCAACCAUCGCAGCUACGACGGGGUUUCUCGGGUCGUACACGAAGGCUGGUGGCAGGUUAGGGACGCCAGGACGCUCGUGCGGAUGCGUGUUCAUGUGUUGCGCGAGGCAGGUACCUGAACACAGAUGUCAAAGCCAACCCGGCGACGCGUCUGUCGGACUCACUCAGCCACUCCACUAAACAAUCGAGGCAGAAAGUGUGACCGCAGCCGUUCAAACUGGAGGCUGAUUAGUAUACGACAUGCGCGAGGUGCAAGGCAGUCCAUACAUAUAUGGCUUCCACAUCGUUGUUGAACAGAUCUGGGGACUGGGUGAGAACUGCACCGUGUGCGAUCAGAAAGCGGACCCACUUCGCAACAGAUGUGAUCGUCAAGAUUGAUUGCGUCCUAAAUGACGGACUCAAAGUGAGGAUGCACUAUACAGGACGGCGAGAAUGACGCACCAAGAUGAUCUUUCCCGGCCGCUUCAGCUGAGCAAUCUCUUUCCGCGCAUCCUCGAGCUCGCUCUGCACCCGCUCCAGCUUCGCGCACUUGCUCUUCAGAGCACAUAUUUCCUGCUGCAGCUGCGAGCGUUGGUCCGGAUUAUUUCGGCCGAUUUUUCGUGGUCGCGUGUCUUCCUCGUCCGAGGAGAUCUCGAUGACCUCGUCGCGGACAGUGGCGGGGCGUCUCGGCUUCUUGGCAGGAACGGCGGGAGGGGGCGUACUCGAGAUGAUGACAGGGACGUCGUCUUGGCUGCUCCGCGUCGCGCCCGAGGAGCGUUUGCGUUUCGAGGACGUACGCGGGCUCAUGAAAGCAGAUGGUGGUGGUCAAGAAAGAAA
This is a messenger RNA of Mycena citricolor, 5983 nucleotides long. The record is from the annotation of a GenBank genome assembly. Lineage: Eukaryota; Fungi; Basidiomycota; Agaricomycetes; Agaricales; Mycenaceae.